GCGAAUCAGAGAACGUUUACUGUGAGCCCACAACAAUGAUAGUCGACAACACAACACAAGCACCAAUCCAAGAUGCAAGCAAAUCUUUUCAUAAUGGUACAACGGCAGGCGGUCACUUUACAAAACGCGGAUCAACAAUGGAGGUACAAGUUUACUGUGAACCUACAACACAAGGACCGAUCGAAUCACCCGUGAAUGAGAAUGGAUAUCUUGUGCCUGCCUCCACAGAAACGUUGGGAAAAAGUCAGUCAUGCAAUCAACAGACGAGCAAUCAGGUUGCUGUAAACACCACAAAUGAGAACGAAUAUGAACGAGCAGUAAUAGGGACAGAACGAGACAUCAAAAAUGCAGAUAUUGUAAGCCAAAGUGUUGAUACUGAAAAGGCAAUCUACGCGUUAUGUGAUGCAGACACAUAUGUGAAUGCUCCAGAAACAACUUCAAGGGAGCAGAACAUGUUUACUGCUUCAUUGAAAUCAGACGAUGAUGAUAAAUAUUGGGAACCGGCCUCUACGGAACGGGAACUUUACGGUCAACUUGAAGGGCAGCGAUUCAGACACAUCGAUAGACGUGACCUCAUCGACAGAAAAGAGAUCGGAUCAGGAGAAUUUGGUGUUGUAGAGAAGGCAGUGUGGCAUGUGAAUGAUAGAGAGAAAUUAGCAGUGGCGGUCAAGACUCUGACAAGUGAAGCUGAUGUUAAUGAUCGCGUCACAUUUCUUCGCGAGGGAGCUAUUAAUGGUCAAUUUCGCCAUCGAAACGUCGUUCGUCUUCAUGGUGUUGUCACAAUUGGAUCUCCUAUCAUGCUGGUUUUGGAGUACAUGCAGAAUGGUGAUUUGAAAAACUACCUUGUGAAUCAAAGAUCAGAUCGCAAGUGUUGUCUUCCCGGAUUGAACAAAACGCUGCUAACUAUGUGUCGGGAUAUGGCAAGAGGAAUGGACUAUCUUUCACGAAAGUCUUUCGUUCACAGAGAUUUAGCUGUAAGAAACAUUUUGCUGGACAAGGAGCUGACGUGCAAGAUUGCAGAUUUUGGGAUGGCACGUGACGUGUCUGACGACAACUAUUACGUCACUAAAGGUGGAAAAGUUCCAAUCAGGUGGUGUGCCCCUGAGACAUGGAGUUACAGACGAUUUUCGUCUGCCAGUGACGUGUGGAGCUAUGGAGUUGUUCUGUAUGAAGUGUGGUCAGUGGGACAACGCCCUUUUGGGUCAAUCAGCAAUGGCGAGGUGAUGGAGAAGGUUGAGAUUGGAUAUCGUCUUCCUCCUCCUCCUGGAUGUUCUCGUUCUCUUUAUCAUCUUAUGAUUGACUGUUGGCAUCCCGAUACCCAUGAAAGACCAAGUUUUGGAAACAUAGUGCAGAGGCUUGGAGCAUCCAACGACUCUUUUCUUACUAACAGAAAAGGAGAAGCUUCAAUUGAAGGAAACCUCGGAGACAUGCUGGACGUGUCAGAAAACUGCUAUAGAGACUUGCAACAAACUUAUGCAAAAUACUGACUUCUUAAUCAUUGGGCUGUGAAAGUACUUCAUCAUCUAUGCUGUGUCUGAAAUUAGAUAAAUCGUAAAUCUAGUUAAAGUUUAGUAGAAGAAAUUGCAUUACAUGGCAAACUAAGGUUUUGGUAUUAGAGAGUGGCAAUAAUUGUAAAAUUAGUGCGUUUACGUUAAAUUAGUUACAGUCGUUUAAGAAGAGUGUGACACGUUUUGUAGUUUUGACAUCAACGGUUCUAAAUUUAGUUUCAAAACAGAGUCAAGUAUCUAAUAAAAUUAUA
Messenger RNA from Corticium candelabrum, 1759 nucleotides. Its product is annotated as ephrin type-A receptor 4a-like. The record is from RefSeq and is a predicted model, not a curated record. Lineage: Eukaryota; Metazoa; Porifera; Homoscleromorpha; Homosclerophorida; Plakinidae. Bases 36 to 1487 code for a protein of 483 amino acids. Gene Ontology annotation, biological process: cell surface receptor protein tyrosine kinase signaling pathway; positive regulation of kinase activity; protein phosphorylation. The transcript has 12 exons. Gene Ontology annotation, molecular function: ATP binding; transmembrane receptor protein tyrosine kinase activity. Gene Ontology annotation, cellular component: plasma membrane; signaling receptor complex.